AUAGAUACUCCUGAAAAAGGUAGAUAAAGCCGUGUUCUUGGCGUUUAGAUGUUACCUGUCUAACAAUAAUUUUACUGUUUUUAAUUUUUGAACAUAAUUCCUUUUCGUAUACUGGUUCCAGUCGGUCUAUUCAUCAUGUGCGGCACGGUUACCUUGUGGCCAAGCUUGGCAGUUUGACCUAAAUCCCAUUACAAUGCUGCUUCUUUUUCCCGACAGUAGGUUGACAAGGGUAGUUGGUUGAAUCAGUCAUGUCGUGGGGUUUUCUUGAGUCCUUGACACGUCCCGUGAAGUCUUGAAUGGCAGUGAGCUGCAACUCUAUAAAUAUAAGGAUGGCGUCUUCCUCGAUUUGUAUGGGACGAUUAGAUCAUCAAGCCUCUUCUACAUCGACAUAACUAAACUCACUCCGCAACGAUGGUAUUUCGUUCUUCUAUACCCUUGGCUGCGGCCCUUCUGCUUCUGUCCCAUGGGACUACUGCAACGCCUGUUCCAGAGCUCAAGACAAAAGCAUUUACCCAACCUAUCGGUAUCCCAGAAUUCCAGGCUACGAGCGUCUUUGAUGGUCCGAUUCCGGAAAUCAUCACCCUUACACAAGCCGAUCUUAACCAUAACGUUACUGAGGUACCGGCACACGUGCCUGAUCAUGUACAAGUAGUAGAUGAUUCUGAGAUUGACAAACGCUUCGUCUUUGGGGCCGACAACCGUGUUCUAUGGACAGAUAAGUCUUACCCAUAUUCGGCCAUGGGAAAGAUCCAGUGGUCGAAUGGCGUUUACUGCUCGGGCGCCCUGAUCGGACCGCGUCACGUAGCUACUGCUAAGCACUGCGCGCCUCUCGACAACCCAGGCGUAAGCGUGCGCUUCAUGCCGGCAUAUUACGACGGCGAGUCAUUCCCCGGCGCGUAUGUCACAACGAUCAUCUAUCUCCCCGGAUACUCGGUGCACAACCCGGACGCGAAUGCUUGCGACAUCAAGGAGGACUGGGCUAUCUUCAUUCUCGACGCUCGUCUCGGAGACCAGCGCGGAGGCCUUGGAGCCAAGGUCAUUGAGUCAUCGCUCAUUAACAACCCCCAACUCUUUCACCUCGGGUACCCGGGUGACUUGGCAAACGGCGAGAGACCGUAUCGACAGGAGAAGAUCACGGUCCGAAACAGGUUUGACUGUGAUGCAACCGGUGGCCUCUCUACUGAUGCUGAUGUCGCUGGCGGUAUGAGCGGCGGUCCUAUCUGGCAAAACGACAACGGGUCUCGCUACCAACUCGGUGUUCUAAGCGCUACCAGCUCCACAGAGACUGUCUUCGCUGGCGGCAGCAACUGGAUCAGCGCCGUUGCCCGUUCCCGCCAAGAUUUCCCUUGAUUCAUUCGAGUUUUAUCGAAGCUAUUGUAUUGUAUCGCGCAGCUCUAUAUGGGGGAUGAUUUGAGGGGGGUUCUUGUAUAUAUUCCAAGUCUGUCCAUAAGUUAGUUCAGUAUAUAUAACAGGUCACUAAGUUAGGUACCCAACCUUACCACUUAUACUCAAGUACCCAAAAAGGGGUAAAACCGCGACGCUCUUAUCUAUUUGUAGUUAUUCGAUGA
Messenger RNA from Daldinia loculata, 1568 nucleotides. RefSeq names its product trypsin-like cysteine/serine peptidase domain-containing protein. Gene Ontology annotation, molecular function: serine-type endopeptidase activity. Lineage: Eukaryota; Fungi; Ascomycota; Sordariomycetes; Xylariales; Hypoxylaceae. The coding region runs from base 412 to 1350 and encodes 312 amino acids. The record is from RefSeq and is a predicted model, not a curated record. Gene Ontology annotation, biological process: proteolysis. The transcript has 2 exons.